Molecule: messenger RNA, 848 nt
Organism: Dioscorea cayenensis subsp. rotundata (Guinea yam)
Lineage: Eukaryota; Viridiplantae; Streptophyta; Magnoliopsida; Dioscoreales; Dioscoreaceae
Exons: 1
Coding region: 92-694 (200 amino acids)
Source: RefSeq, a predicted model, not a curated record
AUAUAUAUGAAUACUAUAGUAUACUAAACAAAAUUGACCCAAAUAAACUUCUCAACCAUAAGCACCUCCAAGAAAUUCUUUAGCCCUAAAGAUGAUGAUGCCCAGCAGUCAAGAAGCUCAACAAGAGUCCCUCCAAAGUUGGCAAGACAACAAGUUCUUCACCAAGCUUCUCUCCAAGGAGAGUUCCUUAGCCAACCCUUCUUUUAGGGUUUACUAUGGGGUUGCCUCUGGUGCAGUGCCCUUCAUGUGGGAGUCUCAACCAGGGACCCCUAAGAACACCAUGCACACCCCUACACUCCCUCCACUCACUCCUCCACCCUCCUACCAUUCCAACCUUCACAACAAGAAGACUACCAAGAAGAACUCCAAAGGACAUAGCAACCUUAUAAACACCAUACUCCCUAGGCUGGCUCUCAAGAACAAGACACAACCAUCAUCUCCAGCUUCUUCACCGUUGUCAUCAUCCUCCUCUUCAUUCAAUUCUUCGGGAAAAUACCCGAGGAGACGCCAAUCUUGUAGCACAAGGUUAUCAUUCUCUUCCGCCGGAGACGAGGAAGAUUCAGAUGAUAUCGGCCGCUCGCCGAGGUCAACCUUGUGCUUCGGCAUGCGCCAUGGUGCCGCCGGAGUGAUCAUGAAGAAUGCCUUGUUAUGCAUUGUUGGACAUGGAUCAAACCAAGGUAGCAGCUCUAAUUAAUUAAUUAAUUAGCUGUUGUUGAUCAUCGUCCAUGUCUUUGUUCUCUUUCUCUGUUAUGUGGUUGAAUUAGUAAGAAUAAUCAUGUGGUGGUGGUGGCUAAUAUUUGUAAGAUCAACAGAGUCAUGGUUAAUUAAUAUUUUCUCUUGCCAAUUAA